GCGGGAGCCGGGCCUGCCUGUGGCUGAGACCGCGCGCGCGGCUCGGGGCCGGUCCGCGUGGCCUCUGGGGUCAGCCACACCGCGGGUGGGCAACGUCCCUUCUCUGGACCUCAAUUCCCCCGUCUGUAAAACGGGGGCGAGAACAGAGCUUCAGGGCAGUACCGCCUGUGAGUCCCUCCUGAAAGCCCUCCCCCUGUGGGUCUGACCCGGUCUGGGGUCCAAACGCAGCGAUGGACUCGCUGGCAGCGCCCCAGGACCGCCUGGUGGAGCAGCUGCUGUCACGGCGGACCCGGGCCCAGAGGCGGCUCAAGGAUAUCAACAAGCAGUACGUGGGCUUGGUCACACUGCCCGAUCAGGUGCACCAGAAGUCUGUGAAGAAGGGCUUGGAUUUCACUCUUAUGGUGGCGGGUGAGUCGGGCCUGGGGAAGUCCACGCUGGUCCACAGCCUCUUCCUGACCGACUUGUACAAGGACCGGAAGCUGCUCAGUGCCGAGGAGCACAUCAGCCAAACGACAGAGAUCCUGAAGCACACGGUGGACAUUGAGGAGAAGGGGGUCAAGCUGAAGCUCACCAUUGUAGACACACCGGGCUUCGGGGAUGCUGUCAACAACUCUGAGUGCUGGAAGCCCAUCACCGAUUAUGUGGACCAGCAGUUUGAGCAGUAUUUUCGUGACGAGAGUGGCCUCAACCGCAAGAACAUCCAAGACAACCGCGUGCACUGCUGCCUCUACUUCAUCUCCCCUUUUGGACACGGGCUGCGGCCAGUGGAUGUGGGUUUCAUGAAGGCUCUGCAUGAGAAGGUGAACAUUGUGCCCCUCAUCGCCAAAGCUGACUGUCUCGUCCCCAGCGAGAUCCGGAAGCUGAAGGAGCGGAUCCGGGAGGAGAUUGACAAGUUUGGGAUCCACGUGUACCAGUUCCCUGAAUGUGACUCUGACGAGGAUGAGGACUUCAAGCAGCAGGAUCGGGAACUGAAGGAGAGUGCGCCCUUCGCGGUUAUCGGCAGCAACACAGUGGUGGAGGCCAAGGGGCAGCGGGUCCGGGGGCGACUGUACCCCUGGGGGAUCGUGGAGGUGGAGAACCAGGCACACUGCGACUUUGUGAAGCUUCGCAACAUGCUGAUCCGCACACACAUGCAUGAUCUCAAGGACGUGACAUGCGACGUGCACUAUGAGAACUAUCGCGCGCACUGCAUCCAGCAGAUGACCAGCAAACUGACCCAGGACAGCCGCAUGGAGAGCCCCAUCCCCAUCCUACCACUGCCUACCCCGGAUGCUGAGACAGAAAAGCUCAUCAGGAUGAAGGAUGAGGAGCUAAGGCGCAUGCAGGAGAUGCUGCAGAAGAUGAAGCAGCAGAUGCAGGACCAGUGACCCCAACCCAGCCCCGCAUUGCCAUGGAUAUACUGCCAGUUUCCAGGCUGGCCCUUCCCGUCCCUGGACCCCAACUGGCCUGGACUCCACCCUGGAAUAAUCUGGAUGUCCCACAGGCCUGGGCACACCCCCAGUCCCGGAAUAGUCCAGACCAGGACUGUUCCCGACUAUUCCCAACCUGACCCAGAGAUGCAGGCUCAUAGCCCCCAAACAACCCUAAUUUAUUCUCAGCACCAGUCCCUCCCCUUAUUUGUAUCUGCUUCCAAGGGGCCUGGACAGCAGCCCCCACAGCUGGCCCUCUUUGGCCUCGGGGGAACAGGAGCUAAUUUGGGCCAUGACUUUUGAGAUCUACCCCUGCCCCAGAAGGUCAUGAACUCCGACUCCAGGCCCUACUCAGGUAGGGGGGUAAAACAAGGCAGAAUAGGGGAGCAGAUUCUCGGCAUCCCAGGUCUAUUUCUCCAUCCCAGUGCCACAGAGUGGACGUGGGAACCCUCAUGUGCCCCCUCCCUCGGGCCACCCAGCUUACGCUGAGGCCUCACUUUGUGCCGAGGUGGGCCAGUCCUUCCCUACCUCCUCACCCCUCACUGGGUAGCUCAGUGGCAGGUUGGGCAACAGAAGCGCUUAGGAUCCCUCCAGACCGAAGGAGAGCAGCUGGCUGCAGGCAAGGAUCUCCCGGGGCUGGUGGGGCAGGGACGCCUGCAAUUGCCCAAACUCCUCAUCUAGGGCUGUGGCCUGGCCUGAGGGCUCCAGGAACAGUGGGUGCUGGGCAACCUGGGAACCCCCCACCCCUAGACUGCCAUUCCCUGCCUGUGGCUGGAGGUCCUUUCUCCCCAGCAGCACUGUUGCCCUGGGUUGCCUAGUCCAUCCCUCCCCCACCCCCAGCAUGAUACCUUCCCCCCC
This is a messenger RNA of Lynx canadensis (Canada lynx), 2267 nucleotides long. RefSeq names its product septin 5 (gene SEPTIN5). The coding region runs from base 231 to 1367 and encodes 378 amino acids. Gene Ontology annotation, cellular component: septin complex; septin ring; synaptic vesicle. Gene Ontology annotation, biological process: cytoskeleton-dependent cytokinesis; regulation of exocytosis. Gene Ontology annotation, molecular function: GTPase activity; GTP binding; molecular adaptor activity. The record is from RefSeq and is a predicted model, not a curated record. Lineage: Eukaryota; Metazoa; Chordata; Mammalia; Carnivora; Felidae. The transcript has 11 exons.